Molecule: messenger RNA, 4530 nt
Organism: Drosophila ananassae
Lineage: Eukaryota; Metazoa; Arthropoda; Insecta; Diptera; Drosophilidae
Gene: Nox
Product: NADPH oxidase 5
Exons: 13
Coding region: 215-4240 (1341 amino acids)
Biological process (GO): defense response; superoxide anion generation
Cellular component (GO): plasma membrane; NADPH oxidase complex
Molecular function (GO): superoxide-generating NAD(P)H oxidase activity; calcium ion binding
Source: RefSeq, a predicted model, not a curated record
UUCAGUUUCGCUUUCAGUUGCUGCUCGCCGCUUGCCGCCGAUUGGUGUUGCUUCUAGUUGAAAUCGCGUCGUGUUGCCAUUGCCGUUGCAUCGUGCCUCUCCAGCCGCCGACGCGAGGAUAAUUCCCAGCCAUACAAUAGCCAUAAUAAAGCCCUUGGGUAUGCGGUCAAGUGCAGUGUAUUGAGUGUUCAGUGUUUCCCCCCAAUUGUGCGACAUGGACCCCGAACAGGAGGCCAACAACCAUCGAGGAUCGGUCUCCUCCAGUCGAUCCCUUGAGAUACCCGCCACGCCGUCGCGUUCUCCCAAAAAAGUGUCCUUCUCGGACGACCUGCCCCAGUCGCAGACCCCCGUCGAGAAACCCAUCCAGCCGCAGCAACAGGAAGCCGCAGGUGCCACAGGUGUGAGUCACGUGCUCCAGCAGGCGGCCCAGUAUCUGGAGCGAUUGCAUGGCUCACGCGACGAUCCCGUCGAGCCGGAAGUGCCCGUAUCCGAGGCCGACAAAGUAAGCAAUGCCAGUGAAGCUGCUGUCCUUCAUUUGGAUGCAGUGGAUCCUCCAGCGGAUGAGCCGGCGGCUCUGCUGGCCAGCUCGCCGAGCAUUCUGGUUGCCAGCGUCGGCCAGCAGGAAGCAAACGGAAAUCGAAAUGGAAGCUCGACGGGAAAUACAAAUGGGAAUCCAAAUCAGCGGCAAUCAAAUUCGUACAUGGAACGAUACAACCUCAAUUUAGAUAAGAACUGCAGCUCCAUGGAGCUGGAGGCGCGUCGGGAGAAGCAGCGCUGGCUCCUCAUAUCCGAGUGCAGUGCACUUUUCGACGAGGGCGAGGGCAAGCACACGAGGGAGGCUUUUCGCAAACUUUUCCUGGACGAGGAAUUCCAGCAGAAGCUCUUCCAGCUGUUCGAUCUCGAGCGGAAUGGCUAUCUCCUGCAAGAUCGUUGGAUCGAGCACCUCAAGGGUCGUCUAACCGACGAUCGUCAGAUGGACUUUGCGGAGCAAAUAGAGUCUGUCGCCUAUGUGAUCUGCGGCGAAAAUAGUCGCGUGACCUUCAAGAAUUUCCGUGAUAUUUGGCACACGAGAGGGAUCCUCGACAAAUUGUACCGUCUGAUAGAGAUAGAUGGAAGCAAUUUGGUGUCCACCAACCAGGUGAUGGAGUUCAUCUCCCACUUGACCAACUCACGGCCAAGGACAGGCUUUGACAAGAGCUCGCUGGCCAGAUUGGAGCAACUGUUCCGCACUACUGUGGGCAAUGAGCAGGAAAUCCGUAGAGAGGAGUUCCAGAAGAUUGUCACUUCCAAAAAUCCUUUCUUCACUGAGCGGGUCUUUCAAAUCUUCGACAAGGACAACUCAGGCUCCAUAUCCUUGCAGGAGUUCAUUGAUGCCAUACAUCAGUUUUCAGGCCAGUCGGCCGACGACAAGAUUCGUUUUCUCUUCAAGGUCUACGAUAUAGAUGGGGAUGGACUCAUCCAACACAAGGAGCUCCACGACGUGAUAAGACACUGCAUCAAGGAGAACGGCAUGGAGUUUUCAGAGGAUCAGAUCGAAGACCUAACCAGCGCCAUGUUCGAAGAUGCCGAUCCUCACAACAGUGGCGAGAUCACCUACGAGGCGUUGAAAAACCAGCUCCACAAACACGGCGGCCUCCUGGAGAACCUCAGCAUCACCAUCGAUCGCUGGCUGGUGCCCAUUGCCGAGGACCGACAGCCGGGUGGAGCGGCCAAGAGCGGAAUAUGGGGCUCCCUGCCCCACCAGUUUUCGUUGGCUUACAUGAAGAACAACCAGGUCUUUGUCACGUAUUUGUUCUUCUACAUAGCCGUCAACCUCUGCCUCUUCAUCUCCCGCGCUAUUCAGUACCGUGCCAGCAAUGGAUUCGUCAUCAUAGCCAGAGCAUGCGGACAAUGCCUUAACUUCAACUGCGCCUGGGUUCUGGUUCUGAUGCUCCGGCACACCCUGACCUACCUGAGGGGACGUGGUCUGUCCACUUACUUGCCACUGGAUCACCACGUUUACCUCCACAAGCUGACCGGCAUUACGAUAUCCGUGCUGAGCCUGGUCCACACGGUGAUGCACUUGUUCAACUUCUCCAUCAUUGUGAUCAACGAUCCGAACAUAAACGCGGGACAUUACACCAUCGGCGAGUGGCUGCUCACAGAUCGUCCGGGGCUCUUUGGCCUGAUUCCAGGAUGUGCUAAUCCCACGGGAGUUGCCCUGCUGACGAUUCUGAUUAUUAUGUUUGUGUGCUCCCAGCCCUUUGUCCGGCGGAAGGGCAGCUUUGAGGUCUUCUAUUGGACCCAUUUGCUCUACGUGCCCUUUUGGAUAUUGUGCCUCUUCCAUGGACCCAACUUCUGGAAGUGGUUCCUGCUCCCCGGAUUGGUCUACAUCGUGGAACGAGCUCUGCGCUAUAUUUGGAUGAGGGGCGACCAUGGGAAGACCUACAUCAGUUCCGGAUUGCUGCUGCCCUCCAAGGUGGUGCAUCUGGUAAUCAAGCGGCCGUAUCAUUUUCAUUUUCGUCCGGGUGAUUAUGUGUUUGUAAAUAUCCCGGCGAUUGCCAACUACGAGUGGCAUCCGUUCACCAUCAGCUCGGCCCCAGAGCAGGAGGACUACAUGUGGUUGCACAUACGUACAGUCGGGGAGUGGACGAAUCGCCUGUAUCGCUAUUUUGAGCGGGAGCAGCAAAAGUUGCAACAGAGUGGCUCUCAGCCGGACGUGCCCCAGCACAUGCACGCCAUUCCCACGCCCAGCUUCAUGCUCCUGAACGAGUCCCGUAAUCCAGUCAUGGCCGGAGAUCGUUCUUCAACACCACAAACCGACUUCCUGGCGAAGAAUCUAGCCGUUCAGGCUGUGCCACCAGUACGUCCCCCUCGUCAGAAUCGCAAGGUUACGGCAAGCCCUGCUCCUGAAGGUCCAGCCAGUGGGGUUAACCGCAUCCGCAGUAUCAAGAAAACCCUACAACGAACAUUCUCCCGGAAGGACCCACCGGAGCCCAAGAAGGGAAUCGCCAAUGGGGCUUUUGUGGGCGAAGGAGAUCGGGAGGACUCUAACCUCAAGCAGAGGCCUCUGGAAAAGAGCAUCUCUCUGCCGGACAUCAGCGUGAAAACCAAAAAGCGGAGUCGUCUAAAGGCUCUUCGUGCUCUGGGUCGCUCCGAGUCCGAGUCCGCCUUCGAUGACAAGAGGGUACGUCGUGGCCGGAACAACAGUGUGGGAUUGGCCUACCUCAGUCCGCAGAACAAGUCGCUGGCCCAGAGCUUCCGCUACAUGCGAACCAAGCCCACAAUCAUCGCCUUCAAGACACCGAGCAUGGAGGAGCGGGAGAAUCAGCUGCAACCGAGUGAAGCCAAUGGCGCAAGUCCUGCCAGUAGAGCAGAACAGGGUCAGCUGGGCUCCAAUAUGGAGACGGGAGACAAGCUGCAAGUGGCCAGGCUGAGUCUCUCCGCCGAAGUGGCCUCCAAGCCGUUGGAGGAUCAGGUACAGGCAGGAUCGGGCAGUAGAAAAUCUAUUCUGCGGCGACCCACUUUCCUGCGCUCUCUGUCCAGCAGAACAGGAGUGGGAGGAGGAGGAGGCGGUGGUGGCGGAUCCACUGGUAGCUCCACAACUAACAGCGGUGGCAAGGUCACACUUGAUGCGGGUGUCAUGGAGAUCUUCAUCGAUGGUCCGUAUGGAGCUCCUUCGAGCCAUAUCUUCGGGGCCCAGCAUGCUGUGCUCAUUGGCACGGGCAUUGGAGUCACUCCCUUCGCCUCCAUUCUGCAGUCCAUCAUGCACCGCUACUGGAAGGCGCGGCAUAGCUGCCCCAGGUGCCAGUUCGAGUGGGCCAGCGAGAUUCCCAAGUCUGUGAUGAACCUGCGCAAGGUGGACUUUUUUUGGAUCAACCGCGAUCAGCGCUCCUUCGAGUGGUUCGUUAAUCUGUUGUCCCAAUUGGAGAUCGAGCAGGCGGAACUUGGCGGGGCCAUGGAGCGCUUCCUGGACAUGCACAUGUACAUUACGAGCGCCCUGCAAAGAACCGACAUGAAGGCUGUGGGUCUACAGCUGGCACUGGAUCUGCUCCAUGAGAAGGGCAAACGGGAUCUGAUUACGGGUCUAAAAACCCGCACCAAUGCCGGAAGACCCAACUGGGACAAGGUUUUCAAGCAACUGCAGGCCCAACAGAAGGGCAAGGUUACCGUCUUCUACUGCGGUCCUCCACAACUGGCCAAGACCCUGCGUUACAAGUGCGACCAGUACGGAUUCGCCUUUCGUAAGGAGUGCUUCUGAUCAAACUCCAUCCCCACCAACUCAAACUCCCAAUCCCCAUCCAUCCUACUCCACUCCAGCUCUUUGUCAGUCUCGUUCAUCUUGUUCUCAUUUGCAUAAGCAACGGGUUUCUUUCGGGUUCGUUUCAAUUCAGUCCGUUUCGGUUUAGCUUAGCUUAUAUGUAUGGCUAUUUAUUCGUCACAUGUCUUGUUUCCUCAUUGUUGAGUGUGUCCCCACAGCUUGUAAAUAUCUCUAUUUCUAUAUGUAUAAUCUAUAUGCAAUAAAGUUUGUUACCCAAUGUGCCGUCCGCA